AUGUCCCUCGUAGGUAAGUUUUCUCGUAUGCCAAGAUUGCAAGAGAUUAGAGUUGCUUUUAAAGGAAUCGGUUUAGAAGGAGCGUAUGAUAUCAGAUGGUUAGAUUACAAACAUAUUCUCAUCCAUUUGUCUGAUGAAAAAGAUUUUAAUCGGAUAUGGACAAAGCAAAACUGGUUUAUUGCUAACCAGAAAAUGAGGGUUUUUAAGUGGUCACCAGAUUUUGAGCCGGAGAAAGAAUCAGCAGUGGUGCCAGUCUGGGUCUCCUUCCCAAAUCUGAAAGCACAUCUCUUUGAAAAAUCAGCUUUGCUACUGAUUGCAAAAACGGUAGGAAAUCCGUUAUUUAUCGAUGAGGCUACUGCUAAUGGGUCGAGGCCGAGUGUGGCUCGUGUUUGUGUCGAGUAUGAUUGCAGAAAACUCCCGGUGGAUCAAUUCUGGAUCGUGGUCCAAAAUAGAGAAACGGGUAUGGUCACAGGUGGUUAUGCGCAACAGGUAGAAUUUGCUCCUAUGCCAGCUUAUUGCAACCAUUGUUGUCAUGUUGGUCAUAAGGAAGUUGACAGUAUCGUUCUGGGAAAUAAGUCCAAGCAGUCGGGACAAGGGAAGCCAAUAACUAAGAAAAAUGAUAAGGAGCCGUCAGUCCGAGUUGGUGAUGGGAAGAGUGACGCUGGGCAUGUAGAUGGCGGUGGGAUUAAUUUGGAAAAAAGAAAAAACCUAGAAAACAAAAACAUCCGGAGCGCGGAGGAACCAGUGCAAACCCAACGGUGGCAAGCUGUAAGUAAAGCUGUGGUCGGAAAUCGAGAUUCGACGAAUGAACAAGAGACGGAGAUGGAAGGCCAGACCGGAGAGAUGGAAUCAGGCGGUGCAAAGAAGGCAGUAACAGUUUCGGCAAAGUUGCAGUCCAUGCAGAGUAACGUGCAGAAUUUUUUUCAUGAAAGUGGAAGGCACGGUCAAAUCGAUAAUGCUACAAGGAAAAGAGAAAUGACAGUGCACACUGCACCGGACAAAUCUGACUCACAGACUUCUCAAAAAGAGCACAGGCAUAAGGAAAAAUUUUAUGCAGGUGCUGUCAUGUCCAUGCACGAGCGGGAAUGA
Messenger RNA from Theobroma cacao (cacao), 1089 nucleotides. NCBI's taxonomy places the organism in Eukaryota, Viridiplantae, Streptophyta, Magnoliopsida, Malvales, Malvaceae. The record is from RefSeq and is a predicted model, not a curated record.